This is a messenger RNA of Hermetia illucens (black soldier fly), 1749 nucleotides long. RefSeq names its product transmembrane protein 185B. The transcript has 6 exons. The record is from RefSeq and is a predicted model, not a curated record. Lineage: Eukaryota; Metazoa; Arthropoda; Insecta; Diptera; Stratiomyidae. The coding region runs from base 285 to 1331 and encodes 348 amino acids.
UCAUUCAUCUGUCAUCCAAUUCUUCUCUUUCCCAUCCUCCACUGGUCUCACUCUCCCUUCCAAACAAUUCACACUUGUCAUCCUGCCCACUGUCAACAUGUCUGUCAUUCUCGCGAGCAAUACAGUUUACUAACAGCGGAUUGUGCGGGGGAGAAGUGGCCAUUGCCCACUUAUCAGCGGAAACUUAUUGAAUUUUAGCCGAUUUCUCUGUACCUUUCACCCCUAGAACGCGACGGGAUCGCUAUUUCGCAAAGAAACGCGCGCUAUGUGUCGCUAGUGCUAUCAUGAACCUGCAAUCAUUGUUUCGCGACUUCAACCCGAGCAAAUUCAUCGUGCACUGCAGCUUGUUUACGUUCAUAGCUCUGUUUUGCUUGAAGCUGGAUGGCUACAUAGAUUGGCCAUACUGGGCAGUGUUUACGCCGCUGUGGACAUGGAAGGCCAUCGCCACCGCUGGAGCGAUCGUGGGCGCCUUUGUGUGGUGCCGCUACCCGCACUACAGAUUGGAAGGCGACUCUUAUACACAGUUCAAAGCGAUGCUCAUAUCGCUCUCCCUUCAUUUGAUUUUGCUCAUGUUUGAACUACUGGCAUGUGAUCGACUGACGUCCGGCCGCCAUUUAUGGGUUUUGGUCUUCAUUCCUCUAAUAAUCGGCAGUUUGGCAAGUGUUGGAGCCUGUGUGUGGGCGGUAAAGCAUGACCGUUCGUUCGAAUUGGAAUUAUUCCUUGCUGUAAACGCUUUGCAGUUCGUAUCGCUACCUCUUAAGUUGGAUGGAUUCGUGUCAUGGAGCUGGGAAGUUGUAUUCGUUCCUCUAUGGAUUGUUAUUUGUUUAAGUUUAGUUAGCGUUUUGUACAAUAUUAUAUUCUGUGGAAUUAUGAUGAGAACACCCGAAAUAUCAGUACAGCAAAGGAAGUCAGCACUACAUGCUGCUAUUGGGAACACUUUCACAGCACUUCCAGUUUUAUGUUUUCAGGUAAUAAUUGCUGACAAACUGGAAGGUGAACUGAAAUUUCCAUACAUCAUUGUUUUUACUCCACUCUUGGUGGCCGUAUUUACAUUAAUAAUAUUAAGUUUUAGUGCUAAAGGUGGCAAUAAAUGGUGGUUCGGUAUACGAAAAAAUUUUAGUCAAUUUCUCCUAUCGACAUUACCAUUUUUGCAAGAAUAUGGUAACAUAUCGUAUCACACCGAGUCGGGUGGGCAGACGGUACCACUUGAUUCGAAUGUACAAUUAGAUGAUUUCGACAAACACGACAAGAAGAGCAAGAAAGCUUUAAGUAAGAAAAACGAUCAUUUGAAACCAGUCGUACCAAUCAUAAGCAUAGAUAUUCCCGAUUAGCGAGAAACGCACAAGACAAUAUUUGGUAAACGAAAGAUGCAGUCACAAAACUCAUGAUUUCUUGGAGAAUAGCUUGAACCAUUUGACGAUUCGUGAUUUUUGCACAAUCAUACGUAAUUGUUCACUAGGCAACAAUCAAUGCGGAGUUGCAGGACUGUAGUUAACUUUGAGACAAUUGGCAAUUUAUCUUCCUAGAAAUCAUAUUUUUGUAAGACGUCACCCGCAUCCACCUGUAUAUAACAUUUUGAAAGUAUUUGAGAUUUACAAUGAAAUUUUUUAGUUUACUCAAUCUGCAAUUUGAGUGCGGGAAUGCAGGAGGGAUAAAAACACGAAAAUGUACUAUACUUUCUAUUAAGUUAAUUCUUAGGUUAGAAAUUAUGCGUUAAGUGUAACACUACAUUAAAGAUUUUUGAUUAGA